AUGGCACAGGGACCCAGAGCGCCAGAUGCACAUUCCGAGGUUGAUGUCCUCAUCAUCGGUGCAGGCCCAGCAGGCCUUAUGAUGGCCAACUGGAUGAGUCGGUGUGGCAUCCGAACGAGGAUAGUGGACAAAAGAGGGACCAAAAUUUUCAACGGUCAGGCUGACGGACUUCAAUGUCGGACACUUGAGAUCUUUGACAGCUUCGGUUUUGGACACCGUGCCUGGAUCGAGGCAAAUCACAUGCUCGAAAUCUGCCUCUGGAAUCCAGAUCCCCAGACAGGAAUUAUUCACCGCUCUGACCGCAUUCCCGACACCAUUCCAAACAUCUCGCGCUUCCAGCAGGUCGUCCUACACCAAGGGCGCAUCGAACGAUUUUUCCUCGACUCCAUUUCCGAGCACAGCAAGAGAACACUGAAAGAUGUGCCUGGCUGGCAGGGUGGCAUCAAAGUCGAACACGGUGUCAUGCCAGUGUCCUUUCAAUUUGAUGAAAGCCUUGCUGACGACCAGGACGCAUAUCCCAUAACCGUGACACUUCGACAUCUGAGCGAACAAGAAGCAACACCAAAGCAGUCUGCGACCAGUGUAAAUGGAUCCGGAAUACAGGAUGGGUUAUUCCGCAGCAAUCUGUCGCCGGACGACACUCAAGAACUGCUGGAGAAAUCGAAGAAGCUGCGGGAGAAAGAGGGCGGAGAGGAGACGGUAAGAGCGAAGUACAUGCUCGGUGCAGAUGGCGCCCACAGCUGGGUCAGAAACCAACUCGGCUUCAAACUCCAAGGCGAAAGCACCGACUACAUCUGGGGAGUGCUCGACAUCAUCCCCAUCACCGACUUCCCUGACAUCCGAAUGAGGUGUGCUAUUCACAGCGAAAGUAGUGGGAGUGUGAUGGUGAUCCCCCGAGAGAACAAACUGGUAAGACUAUACAUCCAACUGACAACAACCGAGAACGAAGAAGGCGGCAAGAGGGCAGAUCGGAGCAAAAUCAACCCAGAAACGAUUCUGGCCAGCGCACAGAGGAUCAUGAGACCUUACAAGAUUGAAUAUCGCUAUUGUGACUGGUGGACAGCCUAUCAAAUUGGACAGCGUGUCGGUGACAGUUUCAGUCUGAAAGAGAGGAUUUUCUUGGCCGGCGACGCCGUUCAUACUCACAGUCCAAAGGCCGGCCAAGGUAUGAACGUCAGCAUGCAAGAUGCUUUCAACCUCGGGUGGAAAGUCGCGAGUGUCGUCAAGGGCACCAGCAACAGGUCAAUCCUCAAAACAUACCAGUCCGAACGACGAAGGAUAGCGCAAGACCUGAUUGAUUUCGACCACCGCUUCUCGCGGCUCUUCUCCGGACGACCGGCCAAGGACGUACUCGACGAAGAAGGCAUCUCGAUGGAGGAGUUCAAGAACGCGUUUGAAAAGGGGAACCUGUUCGCCAGCGGCGUGGCCGUCGACUACGGGGCGAGCGUGGUGGUGGCCAAGUCCGGCGACAGCGCCAAGCAAGGCGAUGGCACCGAAGUGCUGGGCGAAGAGAAGCUGCGCGUCAUCAGCAGCCAGGCCUUCGCGUCCGAGGUCAAGGUGGGCAUGCGGAUGCCGUCGUUCAAAGUCCUCAACCAGGCCGACGCGCGGCCCUGGCAUUUCCAGGAACUCCUCAGGAGCAACGGCACGUGGCGCCUGGUGGUGUUUGCAGGCGACAUCACGGAGCCUGCCCAAAAGGCCCGUCUGGACGGGCUGGGCGAGAAGCUGGGCGCCGCGACGUCGUUCCUGAAGCGCUUCACACCGCCAGGGGCGAGGUACGACUCGGUCAUCGAGGUCCUCUCGGUACACUCGGCCAAGAGGCAGGAGGUCACCAUCUUCGACUUCCCUGAGGUGUUUAGGCCGUGGGACGACGGCGACGGCUGGGACUACUGGAAGAUCCACGUCGACGACGUCAGCUACCACGAGGGAUACGGCGACGCGUACAGAAACUAUGGCAUCGACCGCGCCCGCGGCUGCGCCCUCAUCCUCCGCCCGGACCAGUACGUCAGCUGGGUCGGCGACAUGGACGACUACGAGAGCAUGGACAAGUUCUUCAGCGGCUUCAUGGUCGAGCAGCCUCAGCAGGCUUCGGAGGCCGUGGGCGCCGAGGGCAUUAGCCGUGUCUCGUUGAAGGACACAGACGACACGGCCAUUCCAGCUACGAACGGCGCAGUCGUCGGUGUGGCAGCAGCAUGA
Molecule: messenger RNA, 2193 nt
Organism: Cladophialophora psammophila CBS 110553
Lineage: Eukaryota; Fungi; Ascomycota; Eurotiomycetes; Chaetothyriales; Herpotrichiellaceae
Exons: 4
Coding region: 1-2193 (730 amino acids)
Molecular function (GO): FAD binding
Source: RefSeq, a predicted model, not a curated record